CACUUGAAGGUUACAUCUCUAAGGCAGGGUCUUUGACUGGCUGCCAUCAAUAGCCAGCAGCCAUGAGUUCCGACGCUGAGAUGGCUGUUUUUGGGGAGGCUGCUCCUUACCUCCGAAAAUCUGAAAAGGAGCGAAUUGAGGCCCAGAACAAGCCCUUUGAUGCCAAGUCAUCAGUCUUUGUGGUGGACCCUAAGGAGUCCUUUGUGAAAGCAACGGUGCAGAGCAGGGAGUCGGGGAAGGUGACAGCCAAGACCGAAGCUGGAGCUACUGUAACUGUGAAAGAUGACCAAGUCUAUCCCAUGAACCCUCCCAAGUAUGACAAGAUCGAGGACAUGGCCAUGAUGACCCACCUGCACGAACCUGCUGUGCUGUACAACCUCAAAGAGCGCUAUGCAGCCUGGAUGAUCUACACCUAUUCAGGCCUGUUCUGUGUCACUGUCAACCCCUACAAGUGGCUGCCAGUUUAUAAUGCAGAGGUGGUGGCUGCCUACAGAGGCAAGAAGCGCCAGGAAGCCCCGCCCCACAUCUUCUCCAUCUCCGACAACGCCUAUCAGUUCAUGCUGACCGAUCGGGAGAAUCAGUCUAUCUUAAUCACCGGAGAAUCUGGUGCAGGGAAGACUGUGAACACCAAGCGUGUCAUCCAGUACUUUGCAACAAUUGCAGUUACUGGGGACAAGAAGAAGGAGGAAGCUACUUCGGGCAAAAUGCAGGGGACCCUGGAAGAUCAAAUCAUCAGCGCCAACCCCCUACUGGAGGCCUUUGGCAAUGCCAAGACUGUGAGGAAUGACAACUCCUCCCGCUUUGGUAAAUUCAUCAGGAUCCACUUUGGUACCACAGGGAAACUGGCUUCUGCUGAUAUUGAAACAUAUCUACUGGAGAAGUCUAGAGUUACUUUCCAGCUGAAGGCAGAAAGAAGCUACCAUAUUUUUUAUCAGAUCAUGUCUAACAAGAAGCCAGAUCUGAUUGAAAUGCUCCUGAUCACCACCAACCCAUAUGACUAUGCCUUUGUCAGCCAAGGGGAGAUCACAGUGCCCAGCAUUGAUGACCAAGAAGAGCUGAUGGCCACUGAUAGUGCCAUUGACAUCCUGGGCUUUACUUCUGAUGAAAGAGUGUCCAUCUAUAAGCUCACAGGGGCUGUGAUGCAUUACGGGAACAUGAAGUUCAAGCAAAAGCAACGUGAGGAGCAGGCAGAGCCAGACGGCACUGAAGUUGCGGACAAGGCAGCCUAUCUCCAGAGUUUGAACUCUGCUGACCUGCUCAAAGCCCUCUGCUACCCCAGGGUCAAGGUUGGCAAUGAGUAUGUCACCAAAGGCCAGACCGUACAGCAGGUGUACAAUGCAGUGGGUGCUCUGGCCAAAGCCAUCUAUGAGAAGAUGUUUCUGUGGAUGGUCACCCGCAUCAACCAGCAGCUGGACACCAAGCAGCCCAGACAGUACUUCAUCGGGGUCUUGGACAUUGCAGGCUUUGAGAUCUUUGAUUUCAACAGCCUGGAGCAGCUGUGCAUCAACUUCACCAAUGAGAAACUGCAACAGUUUUUCAACCACCACAUGUUCGUGCUGGAGCAGGAGGAGUACAAGAAGGAAGGCAUUGAGUGGGAGUUCAUCGACUUCGGGAUGGACCUGGCUGCCUGCAUCGAGCUCAUUGAGAAGACCGUGGUGGGGCUAUACCAGAAGUCUUCAAUGAAGACUCUGGCUUUCCUCUUCUCUGGGGCAGCUGCAGCUGCUGAAGCAGAGUCUGGCGGUGGAAAGAAAGGAGCUAAGAAGAAGGGUUCUUCUUUCCAGACUGUGUCUGCGCUCUUCAGGGAGAACUUGAAUAAGCUGAUGACCAACUUGAGGAGCACUCACCCCCACUUUGUACGCUGCCUCAUCCCCAAUGAAACCAAAACUCCUGGGGCCAUGGAGCACGAGCUGGUGCUGCACCAGCUGCGGUGUAACGGGGUGCUGGAAGGCAUCCGCAUCUGCAGGAAGGGCUUCCCCAGCAGGAUCCUGUAUGCGGACUUCAAACAGAGAUACAAGGUACUAAAUGCAAGUGCUAUCCCUGAAGGACAAUUCAUUGACAGCAAGAAGGCUUCUGAGAAGCUCCUUGGAUCCAUUGACAUUGACCAUACCCAGUAUAAAUUUGGUCACACCAAGGUCUUUUUCAAAGCUGGUCUUCUGGGGCUCCUGGAAGAGAUGCGAGAUGAAAAGCUGGCCGAACUGAUUACCCGAACUCAGGCCAGGUGCAGAGGUUACUUGGCAAGAGUAGAGUACCAGAAGAUGGUGGAGAGAAGAGAGUCCAUCUUCUGCAUCCAGUACAAUGUCCGUGCCUUCAUGAAUGUCAAGCACUGGCCUUGGAUGAAGCUAUAUUUCAAGAUCAAGCCCCUGCUUAAGAGUGCAGAGACAGAAAAGGAGAUGGCCAACAUGAAGGAAGAAUUUGAAAAAACCAAAGAAAACCUUGCAAAGGCCGAGGCCAAAAAAAAGGAGCUAGAAGAAAAAAUGGUUGCUUUGAUGCAAGAGAAAAAUGACCUGCAACUCCAGGUUCAAUCUGAAGCUGAUGCCUUGGCUGAUGCAGAGGAAAGGUGUGACCAGCUCAUCAAAACCAAAAUCCAGCUAGAGGCCAAAAUCAAAGAGGUGACUGAGAGAGCUGAGGACGAGGAAGAGAUCAAUGCGGAGCUGACCGCCAAGAAGAGGAAACUGGAGGACGAAUGUUCAGAACUGAAGAAAGACAUCGACGACCUUGAGCUGACACUGGCCAAGGUGGAGAAGGAGAAGCAUGCCACUGAGAACAAGGUGAAAAACCUCACUGAGGAGAUGGCAGGCCUGGAUGAAACCAUCGCAAAGCUGACCAAGGAGAAGAAGGCCCUCCAAGAGGCCCACCAGCAGACGCUGGACGACCUUCAGGCAGAAGAGGACAAAGUCAACACCCUGACCAAAGCUAAAAUCAAGCUUGAACAACAAGUAGAUGAUCUUGAAGGAUCUUUGGAACAAGAAAAGAAAAUCCGGAUGGAUCUAGAAAGAGCAAAGAGAAAACUGGAGGGAGACCUAAAAUUAGCCCAAGAAUCCACAAUGGACGUGGAAAAUGACAAACAGCAACUUGAUGAAAAGCUUAAAAAAAAAGAGUUUGAAAUGAGCAAUCUGCAAAGCAAGAUUGAAGACGAACAGGCUCUUGGGAUGCAGCUGCAGAAGAAGAUCAAGGAGUUACAGGCCCGCAUUGAGGAGCUGGAGGAGGAAAUCGAGGCAGAGCGCGCCUCCAGGGCCAAAGCAGAGAAGCAGCGCUCUGACCUCUCCCGGGAACUGGAGGAGAUCAGCGAGCGGCUGGAAGAGGCUGGCGGGGCCACAUCAGCCCAGAUUGAGAUGAACAAGAAGCGGGAGGCCGAGUUCCAGAAGAUGCGCCGGGACCUGGAGGAGGCCACCCUGCAGCACGAAGCCACCGCGGCCACUCUGAGGAAGAAGCACGCAGACAGCGUGGCCGAGCUCGGGGAGCAGAUCGACAACCUGCAGAGGGUCAAGCAGAAGCUGGAGAAGGAGAAGAGCGAGAUGAAGAUGGAGAUCGAUGAUCUUGCUAGCAACAUGGAGACAAUCUCCAAAUCCAAGGGAAACCUGGAAAAGAUGUGCCGCACCCUAGAAGAUCAAGUGAGUGAAUUAAAGACCAAGGAGGAGGAGCAGCAGCGUCUGAUCAAUGACCUGACAGCUCAGAGGGGUCGCCUGCAGACAGAGUCAGGUGAAUAUUCACGCCAGCUGGAUGAAAAGGACUCACUAGUUUCUCAGCUUUCAAGAGGCAAACAAGCAUUUACACAGCAGAUUGAGGAACUAAAAAGGCAGCUUGAAGAGGAGGUCAAGGCCAAGAGUGCCCUGGCCCACGCCCUGCAGUCCUCGCGCCAUGACUGUGACCUGCUCAGGGAACAGUAUGAGGAGGAGCAGGAAGCCAAGGCCGAGCUGCAGAGGGCCAUGUCCAAGGCCAACAGCGAGGUCGCCCAGUGGAGGACCAAAUACGAGACAGACGCCAUCCAGCGCACGGAGGAGCUGGAGGAGGCCAAGAAGAAGCUGGCCCAGCGCCUGCAGGAUGCUGAGGAGCACGUGGAGGCUGUGAACGCCAAGUGUGCCUCCCUCGAGAAGACCAAGCAGCGGCUCCAGAAUGAAGUGGAGGACCUCAUGAUUGACGUGGAGAGAACCAACGCAGCCUGUGCAGCUCUGGACAAAAAGCAAAGGAACUUUGACAAGAUCCUGGCAGAAUGGAAACAGAAGUAUGAAGAAACUCAUGCUGAACUUGAAGCUUCUCAAAAGGAAUCCCGCUCACUCAGCACAGAACUGUUCAAGAUUAAGAAUGCUUAUGAGGAAUCCCUAGACCAUCUUGAAACCUUGAAGAGGGAAAAUAAGAAUUUGCAACAGGAGAUUUCUGACCUCACUGAGCAGAUUGCAGAAGGAGGGAAGCGUAUCCAUGAACUGGAAAAAAUAAAGAAGCAAAUUGAACAAGAAAAGUCAGAACUUCAGGCUGCUUUAGAAGAGGCAGAGGCAUCUCUGGAACACGAAGAGGGAAAGAUUCUGCGCAUCCAGCUAGAGCUGAACCAAGUCAAGUCUGAAAUUGAUAGGAAAAUCGCUGAAAAGGAUGAGGAAAUUGACCAGCUGAAGAGAAACCACAUCAGAGUGGUGGAGUCCAUGCAGAGCACACUGGACGCUGAGAUCAGGAGCAGGAAUGAUGCCAUCAGGAUCAAGAAGAAGAUGGAGGGAGACCUCAAUGAGAUGGAGAUCCAGCUGAACCACUCCAACCGCAUGGCUGCAGAGGCCCUGAGGAACUACAGGAACACCCAAGGCAUCCUCAAGGACACGCAGAUCCACCUGGACGAUGCUCUCCGGGGCCAGGAGGACCUGAAGGAGCAGCUAGCCAUGGUAGAGCGCAGAGCCAACCUGCUGCAGGCUGAGAUUGAGGAGCUGCGGGCCACCCUGGAACAGACGGAGAGGAGCAGGAAAAUGGCAGAGCAGGAGCUCCUGGAUGCCAGUGAGCGCGUUCAGCUCCUGCACACCCAGAACACCAGCCUGAUCAACACCAAGAAGAAGCUGGAGACAGACAUUUCCCAAAUCCAGGGAGAGAUGGAGGACAUUGUCCAGGAAGCUCGCAAUGCAGAAGAGAAGGCCAAGAAGGCCAUCACUGAUGCGGCCAUGAUGGCUGAGGAGCUGAAGAAGGAGCAGGACACCAGCGCCCACCUGGAGCGCAUGAAGAAGAACCUGGAGCAGACGGUGAAGGACCUGCAGCACCGUCUGGAUGAGGCUGAGCAGCUGGCCCUGAAGGGCGGGAAGAAGCAGAUCCAGAAACUGGAGGCCAGGGUACGUGAACUGGAAGGAGAAGUUGAAAAUGAACAGAAGCGCAAUGUUGACACUGUCAAGGCUCUGCGCAAACAUGAGAGAAGAGUGAAGGAACUCACUUACCAAACUGAGGAAGACCGUAAGAACGUGCUCAGGCUCCAGGAUCUGGUGGAUAAGCUGCAAGCAAAGGUGAAGGCUUACAAGAGACAAGCUGAAGAAGCGGAGGAACAAUCCAAUGUCAACCUUGCCAAAUUCCGCAAGAUCCAGCACGAGCUGGAGGAGGCCGAGGAGCGGGCUGACAUUGCUGAGUCCCAGGUCAACAAGCUGCGGGUGAAGAGCCGGGAGGUUCACACGAAAAUCAUAAGUGAAGAGUAAUUCAUCCAAAUGUUGAAAAGUGACCAAAGAAAUGCACAAAAUGUGAACAUCUUUGUCACUCUGUUUUGUACCUAUG
Molecule: messenger RNA, 5730 nt
Organism: Condylura cristata (star-nosed mole)
Lineage: Eukaryota; Metazoa; Chordata; Mammalia; Eulipotyphla; Talpidae
Gene: MYH1
Product: myosin-1
Exons: 39
Coding region: 63-5654 (1863 amino acids)
Cellular component (GO): myosin complex
Molecular function (GO): cytoskeletal motor activity; actin filament binding; ATP binding
Source: RefSeq, a predicted model, not a curated record